Molecule: messenger RNA, 1065 nt
Organism: Exophiala viscosa
Lineage: Eukaryota; Fungi; Ascomycota; Eurotiomycetes; Chaetothyriales; Herpotrichiellaceae
Exons: 1
Coding region: 1-1065 (354 amino acids)
Source: RefSeq, a predicted model, not a curated record
AUGGCACCUGGACUUCUAGCUACACCUCCAGCCGAGCUAUCUGGUCAAUGGAGCUCAAAAGAUGCUUCUCCUAGGGUAGUCUCGUUUGACCCGGCCCGGCAUAUGGCUUUCGAGCCGCCGUCCGAGGUCAUCACCCUUCGAGACCUGCUGCUUUCAGAAAAGAAUGCAUGUUCGCCCGUGGCGAUCACCAAGCCUUUCCCGCUCUUCUCACUAGAGGGAGUGGUGCAGAUGCGCAAGGACAUCUUUCGCAAAGAAGUAGUGCAGAAGCACGGCCAGAAAAUCAAGCCCGGCGUCUACAAAAUGCGCGGCUACUCUCCGGACACGCCUUUUGUCGACGCGGUCUGGCGUAGCCCUGAAGUCAUCAAAGCAUGCUCCAACGCCGCAGGAGUUGACCUGGAAGUCAUCUUUGACUAUGAGAUCGGGCACGUCAACGUCCAGCUGGACGAACUCGCUGAUAAGCCUUCGCUGGACGCGGUUCUCCCGCCAGCGAUGCCGCCAAAGUCGUUCAGUGGUGUGGAUCUGACAUCUUUCGAUACGGAAAAGCAACUAGCUUCCGUUCGAGAUUGGCAUGUCGAUGCAUAUCCCUGGGUUUGUGUAUGCAUGCUGUCGGAUCCCCAGGGCAUGGUGGGAGGCGAAACAGGCAUCGAGAAGGGCGACGGUUCGAUAGUGAGAAUGCUAGGUCCAGGUAUAGGCUGGGCGGUCAUGAUGCAAGGAGGUUCCAUCAACCAUGUCGCCCUCCGAGCGUAUGGUUGUGAAGAGCGCAUUACAAUGGUCACGUCAUUCAAGGCCAAGGACCCUUUGCUCAAAGACAUGAGCACACUUCACAUCACCAACAAGAGCAGUCGACUGGAGGAGUUGUUCUUGCAAUGGACAACGUAUCGUAUGGAUGUGCUGGCCAGACGAGCUGAUGCAAUCAGAGCUGAGAUUGCGGAAGGAACCCUUUCGGCCGACGAGAUCAAGCUCAAGAUGGACGAGUGGGCAAAGGAACAGGUUGAGUAUCUCAACAUCACUUGUCGCGAAAUGCAUGACGCUGAGCCAUAUGGGAGUGCCAAAGUCGUGCAUUGA